Heteronotia binoei (common prickly gecko) is the source of this 1206-nucleotide messenger RNA. It is a transcript of the gene MEOX1, whose product is annotated as mesenchyme homeobox 1. The record is from RefSeq and is a predicted model, not a curated record. Gene Ontology annotation, molecular function: DNA-binding transcription factor activity, RNA polymerase II-specific; RNA polymerase II cis-regulatory region sequence-specific DNA binding. The coding region runs from base 212 to 979 and encodes 255 amino acids. The transcript has 3 exons. Gene Ontology annotation, biological process: positive regulation of transcription by RNA polymerase II. Gene Ontology annotation, cellular component: nucleus. Lineage: Eukaryota; Metazoa; Chordata; Lepidosauria; Squamata; Gekkonidae.
AGGACUUCAGGGCUUCACAGCCAGAAAGCUGCAGGCUUCAGUAGCAACAGAUGUGAGUGGCCUCCACUGACGUUUUUGGAGAAUUUGCCCGGUCCUUCUACCGACAAGCCUAUGACAGAGAACAAGCAGAGAGUGCUUUGGAGAAGGAACUUCUGCAAAAGUUUUACCCUUGGAUUUCCUGGUGGACCUCUGGAAGAACAUCCUAGAAUAGAUGGAGCCACCUGCCAACAGCUGUAUGAGAAACUCUCACUCUGGUAGCACCACGUUCUGGGAAUGCCUGCGGAAUCACCACCCGGAGGCCGGGACGGCCUCUGGGCCACACCACUACCCCCAAGCCCCCUUUGCCUUCCACCCCAAAUCAGACUUUGGUGCUUAUGUGGACUUUUCCACCUCCUGCCUGGCUGCUGCCCCCCAAAGCCUUCCCCGGGACGAGCGUGCGUUUGAUGAGCAUCAUCCCUCUUUCCAGCAUCCCGCCUGGCAUUUCACCACCUCUGAGGGCAGGCGGUGGCUCCCUGCUGAAUUGGCACUGGGCUCGGGAGAACCGGAGAAUGGCAGUCCGCGCUUGGUGGAUUCAGCUGUGGGUACAAGCGAAGAUUAUGACCUGGUGAGGAAUAGUCCGAGGGAAGCGGAGAAAAAAUCUUGCAGAAGGAAAAAAGGCCACACAGAAAGUCAGAAUACAGGCAGUAGUGGGAGCACCACAAAAGCAGAGGCCAACAGCUCCAAAGCACGGAAAGAGCGCACGGCUUUUACCAAGGAACAGCUGCGGGAGCUGGAGGCAGAGUUCGCACACCACAACUACCUGACGAGGCUGCGGAGAUAUGAGAUCGCAGUGAACCUGGACCUGACUGAAAGACAGGUCAAAGUGUGGUUUCAAAACCGCCGGAUGAAAUGGAAGCGUGUGAAGGGUGGGCAGCCGGUGUCACCCCAGGAUCACAACACAGAGGAUGCGGACUCUGCUGCUUCUCCAAGCUCAGAAUAGCCCCUUCUGGGAGGGCUUGGGAAGUCUGGUGCAGAACAGCUGUGGGUCAGAUUUUCGCCCAGAGCAUCUUCACUUAGGACAAAGCAUACUCAGCAGCAGCAACUGAGGCCCUUUGCCCUCACUGCCCAGAUGUUUCUCCUCCUCAGACUUUGCAAUGGGAUGUUGACUAAAGAGGGUGGAAGGAGCAGCCUGGAGAAAGGCCAGAGCUUCCUUUUCCAUGUGAAGCC